Penicillium soppii is the source of this 1227-nucleotide messenger RNA. RefSeq lists its product as uncharacterized. Gene Ontology annotation, molecular function: FAD binding; monooxygenase activity. The transcript has 5 exons. Lineage: Eukaryota; Fungi; Ascomycota; Eurotiomycetes; Eurotiales; Aspergillaceae. Bases 1 to 1227 code for a protein of 408 amino acids. The record is from RefSeq and is a predicted model, not a curated record.
AUGCAUUCGAUUUCAUCUCCUGGCUGGAGGCAGUUAGACAUCGCUGUUGUUGGCGGCGGGAUAGGAGGAAUGUGCGCGGCGACCGCUCUGCGCCGUGCCGGCCACAAGGUGUCAAUUUACGAACGUGCCGAUUUUAUCGGUCAGCCCGGUGCUUCUAUUUCGUGUGCCGCAAACGGUACGCGUUGGUUGCACGAAUGGGGUGUAGAUGUCGCUAAAGGCGAUGGGGUAAUUUUACAAAAGCUCAUUAGCCGCGAUUGGACGACGGGCAAGAUCCUGACUGAGUACGAGCUGGAUGAUUAUGAGGAACGAUGGGGAUAUGUGUACUACAUGUUUCAGCGGCAAUCUAUGCACAUAAUGUUGAAGAAUUCAGCAUUGGGGGAGGGAGAGGGGGUGCCGGCAAAACUCUUCUUGAAUCACAAGUGCAAGAACAUCGACCUCAACACCGGUUUGAUUGAGUUUGAGAAUGGGUUGUCAGUCAACCAUGAUCUCAUUGUCGGCGCGGAUGGCAUUGGAUCUGCCGUUCGUGGUGUUCUCGGUAUCUGGCCUGAGAAGCGACCCGCAGAGUCUAGCUGCCUACAUGCGAACGUUGUUACUGAAGAGGCAAUCGCCGCUGGUCUUCCUGACUUUUCUCAAGAUAACGCCCUGCAGUUCUGGGGUGGUCAUGGGGAGAUCUGGGACAAGAUUGUUCUCUCUCCAUGCCGUGGGGGCAAACUGCUGUCAUACUAUUGCUUUUUCCCGAGGGAGAAAAGAGACUACAUGGAUCAUUCCUGGGGGGGACCUGACCGACCAGUGGAAGAAUUGCUUGCGCCGUAUCCUCAACUCGACGCGCAAGUCCGCGGGUAUUUGGCCCUUGGAAAGGAUAUCCAGCCAUGGCGCUUAUGGAUGCACGACCCGUAUCCGUAUAUUGCAAGAAACAUGGUCUGCCUGCUAGGUGAUGCAGCUCACCCAAUGAUGCCUCACCAAAGCCAAGCCGCCUGUAUGGCAAUCGAAGACGCAGCCGCAUUAGGCAUUAUUUUUAACAAGAAAGUUUUCACGGGAGAUAUAUUCGAGUCUCUAUCUACUUAUGAGUCGAUUCGUCUGCCCAGAGCAACCAAGGUUCAGGCAGCAGCGGCACGAGCCUCGCAGAAUAUCAACGAGCGAAUUGGGUUCUCUAGCAAUAUUGACAAUCCUGUAUACGUGAUCAAGAGUGAGCAGGGGAAAUUGACAAUCGAAGAGAUGAAUGCGUGA